UCCAGAGACUAAGUACAGUGAAGCAAAAGAAAAACGAAAAGUAAGAGAUGAGAAUGAGAAACGCUUCACAUGCUUUCAUCUUCAUCAUCCUCAUAGCAAUCUGCACUUAUAUUUUCAAGAAAAUGAUCCGAUUGUUUCCGCAGUCUGCUAUACUAAACUACGUCGUUUGGGCAGCGGCGCAGCUAAAAUGCGGUUGGGAUUGCCUCCUUAUCCAAUCAUUCUGCCAGCCGCCGCCUUACAAAUUCAACCUCGACGGCGCCGGAAUGUUGCCGGAGCUCGGAGCUCGGGUUUUCGAGGGCGAAUUGGAGGCUGUAGAAUGCGCGGUUUGUUUGUGCAAGAUAGAGGGAGGAGAAGAAGUUAGAGACUUGAGGUGUAACCAUAUUUUCCACCGGGAUUGCUUGGAUAGAUGGCUCGCUACUGGCCGGAAUUCAUGUCCGCUCUGCCGGACUCAAGUCAAGUCAGCCGGCCGACGACUUUUCGACGAUCGCUAUCAAGAGGUUAUUGUGUUCGAUUUCUUGUCUGACCGUCAAGAUCGAUGCACAUGGUGGUUACGAUGAUUAAAAUGUUUAAAGCCCAAUGAUAUUUUUUUAGUGAAAGUUGGUAAAUAUGCCACUUCCAUAUCAUUGGAUGUUAUAGAGUAACUAAUUUAAUUAUUUUUUGUAAAUUAAUUCAAUUCAAUUGCAGUCCAUCGAAUCAAUCUGAUUCCUUCAU
Molecule: messenger RNA, 711 nt
Organism: Ipomoea nil (Japanese morning glory)
Lineage: Eukaryota; Viridiplantae; Streptophyta; Magnoliopsida; Solanales; Convolvulaceae
Product: RING-H2 finger protein ATL40-like
Exons: 2
Coding region: 48-557 (169 amino acids)
Biological process (GO): protein ubiquitination
Molecular function (GO): ubiquitin protein ligase activity; zinc ion binding
Source: RefSeq, a predicted model, not a curated record